AUGCCCAAUAAUGCUGAAGCAACUAUGACACCAUAUUAUGAUUCUCCAUAUGAGUAUUAUUAUGGUGAUCAAACUUCACAAUAUCAAUAUCUUCAUCAAUCACAUUUAAAUAAAAAUAAUAAUAAUUCUUUAUCGACUGAAUCAUUAACAGCUGUAACACCUAAUCUAAUAAGAUCAGUUUAUACAAUACAAUUAUUAUCAACAAAAUUAAAUCCUUCAAUUCAACGUCGAUGUGAACGACGUCUUUCAUCACCUGCUAUUAUAACAACUACAGCAAGUGAAGAGACAAUAAUGAAUGUUAAUGAAAAUGAAAAUUCAAUUGAUAAUAUCGACACAUUUAUUCAUGUUCGUGGUGUAACAACAUUUUUAUUAAAUGCUGUUCGACUCAAUUGUACAGGAAAUCCAGCUGAUAUGACAUUUGAACAUCGAUAUCGAAAUAAAUCUAUUCUAUUUUUAUUUAUUGAUAUCGAUGGUCAAUAUAUGCAAACACGUUCAACAUUAGAAACAAGUUUAAAUAAUUUAUUUAUAAAUCUUGAACGAUUAGCUAUACGUGAUUUAUUAUCCUACGGACAAAUUUCAUAUGAUACUAUAUUAACAUGA
Molecule: messenger RNA, 600 nt
Organism: Rotaria sp. Silwood2
Lineage: Eukaryota; Metazoa; Rotifera; Eurotatoria; Philodinida; Philodinidae
Source: the annotation of a GenBank genome assembly